Messenger RNA from Acanthamoeba castellanii str. Neff, 2997 nucleotides. RefSeq names its product ARID/BRIGHT DNA binding domain containing protein. Gene Ontology annotation, molecular function: histone demethylase activity; DNA binding. Bases 1 to 2997 code for a protein of 998 amino acids. Gene Ontology annotation, cellular component: nucleus. The transcript has 12 exons. The record is from RefSeq and is a predicted model, not a curated record. Gene Ontology annotation, biological process: chromatin remodeling. Lineage: Eukaryota; Discosea; Longamoebia; Acanthamoebidae.
AUGCAAGCGACGGAUGCGUCUCCUGUUGUCGAGGGCAAGAAGCCGACAUCGGCGAUGUAUCUGGGCGAAUGUCCAACCUACUACCCGACCGAGGAGGAGUUUGCAGACCCCACGCACUACAUUCAGAUGAUUCGACCGCACGCCAGCCGCUAUGGUCUGUGCAAGAUCGUGCCACCACAGCCUGCCGAACGAUUCCAGGGACCAAAGCGAUUUGGCUUCAGGGAGGCACUUCAGCAGUCGUUCAGCCGGCUCAAUCCGAAGGACUUCAAGUUCAAGACGAAAGUGCAGAAGAUCCACCAGCUGCAGUCGCGCUAUGGACCCAACGAGGCCUUCCUUCAGGACCUCCAUCGCUUCCUCAACAAGAGGGGAACCCCUAUGAAGACUAUUCCGCGACUCGAUGGCAAGGAGCUGGACCUCUACAAGCUCUUCAAGAUUGUGGUAGAGCGAGGUGGUGCUAAGAAGAUCCAGAGGAAGAGGAAGUGGAUCGAGGUGGUGGAGGCACUCAAGUUGUCGCGUUCCUCGAAGCCUACGGCACUGGCCCAGCUUCUCGCCCACCAGUACAACCUGUGGCUGUCCGACUAUGAAGAGCACUACCGCCGUUGUGUGGCGCAGAAGCAUAAGACAUCCACCCACACCGCCACUGCGUCGUCAUCUUCAACAUCGAAUGGCAACGCAUCGUCUCCAUCGAUGGAAACGGAAGCGGCCGCUGUGGGAGAGCACGCAUCACCGUUGAAGAGGAAGAGGGACGAGAGCGACGAGGAACUGGACAAGAAGGAGGGAGGGGAGGCACACAGCGCGAACGGGAAGGUGGAGGUCAAGCCUGAGGGCGAAGCGAACGGGAGCGGCGCCAAGUCUGCUCCUUCCAGCGGCGGUGCGGAAAGCCCGGCCGGCUCUGCUACAUCAACUGUCGCGGCUAAGUACGCUGCGUUCUCCUGCAAGCGAUGCAACAAAUCGAUUCACAACUCGGAAGAAGCCAUCACCGAGCACCUCGACUACCACUACGCCAGGGACAUGGCGAGCGGCUGCUCGAUGCCCAACUCCAACCUGGCGUCGAUCGUGCCUCGCUACAUUCUGCAAGGCAAGCGCCCCAAGAAGGAGAGCUCACCUCCCGCCGUGGUGAGCACCUCGUCGCUCGAGAGCAGCCUGACGGCGAUCUCGCCCACGCACGGCGGGCGGAGCAAGAACAAGACAAAGAGAAGGAGGAAGAUCUCGAUGAACGUGCCCAUCUUCAACGACCCGGUCGCCUCGUUCUCCUACUUCUCGUCACAGAUCAAGCUGGGCAAGCAGGAGGACGACGAAAGCGAUGCCUCGGCUGCCCCCGGAGGCAGCAGCAGCAGCAGCAGCAGCAGCGACGCCGGCAAGGGGAGCAAAGGCAGCAACAGGAGUCGAGACAAGAGCAGGGGGAAGGCGAAGAAGAACAAGAAGCAGAAGCUGGACGACGAAGACGACGAAGAGGAGAUGGACGUGGAGAGCAUCAUGUGCACCACCUGCGGAGGCGGAGAGGACGAGGAGAACAUGCUGCUCUGCGACGGCAAGGGUUGCGAGAACGCGUACCACCUGUACUGCCUCUCCAUCCCCAUCUCGUCCAUCCCCGUGGGCGACUGGUUCUGCGACGAGUGUCUCCAGGCCAAGCGAGAGGAGGACGACAGGAAGCGAAGGAUCGCCGCCGGCGAGAAGAUCGAGGAGGAGGGCGACGAUGACGACUGGCACGAGGAGUUCGGCUUCGGCGAGGGCAAGGUCUUCACGCUGGAGAGCUUCAAGAAGAUGGCCGACAAUUUCAAGCGAAAGUGGUUCAGGACGGACAACCCCGACAGCAUAGCCGUGGCUCAGGCCGAGGAGGAGUUUUGGCGUAUCGUCAACACCUGCGAGGAGUACGUUCAAGUCCACUAUGGAAGUGAUCUGUGCACGUCGGCGCACGGGAGCGGCUUCCCCGAACCGACGGGGCUGCCCGAGCUCGAUUGUGGCUGGAACCCGCGCGUGCUGGCCACCGUCAAAGGGUCUCCUCUGCGGUUCCUGGGCCAGGCCAUAUCCGGCAUCACGAUCCCCAUGGUGUACGUGGGCAUGUGCUUCUCCUCCUUCUGCUGGCACAACGAGGACAACUACCUCUACUCCAUCAACUACCUGCACGAGGGCGCGCCCAAGAGCUGGUAUGGCGUGCCGGGCGCUGCGGCGGCCAACUUUGAGCGCGUCAUGCGACUAGCCGUGCCCGACCUGUUCGAGGAGAUGCCGGACCUGCUGCAUCAGCUCAUCACCAUGCUCUCGCCGUCGGUCCUCAUCGGCAGCGGCGUUCCGGUCUACCACCUCGUGCAGUACCCGGGCGACAUGAUCAUCACCUUCCCCCAGGCCUACCACGCGGGCUUCAACCACGGGUACAACGUGGCCGAGUCGGUCAACUUUGCCACGCCCGACUGGCUGCCGUUUGGCAGGCGGGCGAUGAGCCGUUACCGCAAGCACAAGCGGGGUCCCGUGUUUUCUCACCAGGAGCUCAUUUGCAAGGCGGUCACCUACGAGCCCGAGUCGGCUGAGAUGGGCAGGAGGGUCCGCUAUGAGUUCCUCAAGAUGGCCGAAGAAGAACAGAAGUUGAGGGACAAGAUAGUGAUAGAGGGAAUCGAAACCUGCAUGCGCAUGACCAAGGAGGACGAACAGGAAGAGGACUGCAGGCAGUGUAGCGUGUGCCUCUACGAUUGCUACUUGUCCGCGGUCACGUGUGCGUGCAAGGACAACAAGCAGAUUGUCUGCCUUCGCCACUCCAAGAAGAUAUCCUUUCCACCCUCCUCCCUCCCCAACCACCUGUGCGCUUGCGAGGGACGUAAGAAGGUGCUCAUGAUCCGCUACACGUUGGCCGAGCUCGACGCCAUGCAGAACAAGUACGACCUCAAGCUUGGCAUCACCAACGAGCAGCAGCUCUUGCAGAUGCAGCAGGCGCACGCCCUUCAGGAACAAGAGGAGAAGCUGCAGCUGCAGCAGGAGAAGGUGUCACUCGCCGUGCGGCCGUGA